UCUAUCUCUCACCCACACAGCUCACUGGACACGGAGACGGGGCGCGCGGGUACAGGACCUCCGCCAGCUGUGCAGGGUGCGCGCGAUUACCUGCCUUACAGUGCUUAGGCUGCGGAUGGAGCCCAGCUGGAUAAUGCACGCGCAUCCUCCUCAUCCUCAUCCUCAGGGCGCGCUGGGCUGCCCGGACCCCUCCGAGCGCCACGCCAUCGCGGUACAUCACGGCCCCGCGUACCCGGAUCAGCACGGAUCCCUACUGCCCGCAGAGGAGCUGGACAUGUUCCUCAGUCCCGCUGAGCCUCAGGGAAACCCAUACUUCCACACGCACGCGCCGCAGACACACUGUCGAGCGCGCGCGGGCUACAGCUCCGCACAAGCUCGACUGUCCGGUGGUUCCCUGUACAGACCCCCAGUCCUCCACUCUCCACCUUUCCCCUGGAUGGACACCUCGAGAGCGGCUCCUCCUGCGCACCAGCACGCGCCUCCCUGGACUCCCGUUUCUUUCUCUAAAUCGUGUCCGGUGUUCCCGGCUUCCUGUCCGCAGCCCUGCCGCCUGCCCCCCACACCGCCCACCGACACGACCCCAACACCUCUGUUGGACGGCCUGGAGACGGAGAGCUGCGGCCCGAGCGAGCGCGCGUGCACCUAUUACAGCGCGGCGGGAGCGCGAGAGAGCGCAGAGAGACCACCGGGAACAGCCAAGAGCAAACACAGAGCGAGCCCUGGCCGGGAGUGUGUAAACUGCGGGGCGACCUCCACUCCUCUGUGGCGGAGGGACGGUACAGGUCAUUACCUGUGUAAUGCUUGUGGACUCUACCACAAGAUGAACGGCCAGAACAGACCACUCAUCAGACCCAAACGCCGGCUGUCAGCAGCCAGGCGAGCGGGUACUUGCUGUGCAAACUGCCAGACAGCCACUACCACACUGUGGAGACGUAACGCCAAUGGAGAGCCUGUUUGCAAUGCCUGUGGCCUUUACUACAAACUGCACAAUAUGAAUCGUCCACUCACUAUGAAGAAAGAAGGUAUUCAGACUCGAAACAGGAAAAUGUCCAGCAAGUCUAAGAGAAGGAGAGGGGAGAGCUCACACCAUAUGACCAGUAUCAUGAGGGACAAACCACUGGCCUUCAACCACAUUACCAAUACUUUCACCAUGACUCCGCCCAUGGAGUUACAUCCAGCCUUUAGCCACACCCACCAAACUAGUUUGGUUACUGCCAUAGGCUGAUCUUUAGAACUCACCUUCCACAUUAGUAAGACUCACCUGCACACAGACACAGACAAGCCCUUAAUGAACACACAAGUUUUUUCAAAGUUUUUAAAUGAAACAUUUUUGUAUAACCAUUAGCUUUUGUAAAAGCUUCGUGUUUUUUAGGUUUGGCUUUUGAACAUUUUUACAUUUUCACUGCCUGAUUAAGUAAGUAAUAAAUGGCACUUUAACAUGGAAAUUCCAGCAAUAUAGUUUAUAAGAUUCAGUUUUUUACUGUGUAUUCACUGGGCAUUUAUUGUCUUUUGUUGUUCAGUAAUUUGGUAAUUAACCACCUAAUUGUUCCUUAAAUACAAUAACAUUUAGUGUACAGUGGUUCUCAAGCUGGCCCUCAAAGACCCCCUAGAUGGCCCACAUGUGUGCUGUCUCAGCUUCCAACAGAUAGGGUUGGAGCAUAAAUGUGUACCAUCUGAGGGACCCUGAAGACCAGACUGAGAACCAUGGCCAUCUGCCAAUGCACAGUUGUAAAUAUAUAGCCCUUGAUUCGGUCUGAAUAUUGGAGCGGUCAAGUGAAAUGGUUAGCCAUUUCAUGAAUGGAUGCCAAGUUUGAGAGCCAAGCUUAUAAUUCUGUUCAAAACUGAACGUGAGCUGGCAGAUAUAAGUGUACAGCAUUUCGCUCUAUCAUUUGUAUCAUUCAUAUUUUCCAGAAUCUUUACUCACUUGGUUAGCUCUGUAAUAUGUGUGUCUGUGUGUAUGAUAGAGCACUGCAAAAAGUCUUCUGUUAUCCAGUUCUUCCUUAUGCUGCCCCAUUUCCUACUCCACCCAGAUAAGCUUCCUCCAUUAAUUAUGCCCUGUCUUAUGCCUUUAGACCACCAAACAUAUCAGCAUAACAGGCGUAUUCACUUCAGUUUUACAUACAUUUCACCUCUGCCAGGUCACUAACCUGUCUGGUCAUCUACCUGUUUCCCCUCUCUGUGUCUUUAUUAAUCUGAAGAUGGAAACCAGACAGUAAAACGUUGGAUUAAGACUCUGCUUCCUGCCUUGUAAGGGAACAAUGUAGAAAAAGGCCUGAGACUGUUUUAAACUGUUCAUCAUGAUAUUAUUUAAUUAUCAUAAGUAUUACUGUAAUUUAUUUUCUUCCUCUCUUGUCUUGUAUUCAGAGUUGGUAUCAUGUAUGAAUAGUGUCAAAAUCAAAAGAGGUUAUCAUGUGUUUUAGUCAGCACCCAUAAUCGUACACAAUUACAUAAAUACAAUAUACUAAACAUACUUUACUCAUGUUUUAUCAUGUUUCAUCAAGCUAAUACCAUAGUCACUGCAGUGUAUGCCUUCUUAUUUGAUUCUAAGCAUCUUUGAUACAGUAGUUCACAACUCCUGGAGAUCCACAUCUUUGUUGUUCCUCCAUACUCCUGAUUGGGCUUGAAGGGGAACUCCACAGAUUUUUCAGAGAUUCUGCAUAAUUAAAUGGUUAAGAUGUAAACAAAGUUAUUCAGAGUAGUUUGGUGCAAAAUGCUUAAUUCUAGAGAAACUUUGUAAGUCAGAAUUGUUUGCAAUGGUAAUGAUAGGAACUAGAUGUCUGAAGAGUUUAAGGCCUCUAAAAGCUACAUCACAGGCAGU
This is a messenger RNA of Colossoma macropomum (tambaqui), 2818 nucleotides long. RefSeq names its product GATA binding protein 2b (gene gata2b). The record is from RefSeq and is a predicted model, not a curated record. The transcript has 6 exons. Gene Ontology annotation, biological process: cell fate commitment; negative regulation of transcription by RNA polymerase II; positive regulation of transcription by RNA polymerase II. Gene Ontology annotation, molecular function: RNA polymerase II cis-regulatory region sequence-specific DNA binding; zinc ion binding; DNA-binding transcription factor activity, RNA polymerase II-specific. Gene Ontology annotation, cellular component: nucleus. The coding region runs from base 116 to 1225 and encodes 369 amino acids. NCBI's taxonomy places the organism in Eukaryota, Metazoa, Chordata, Actinopteri, Characiformes, Serrasalmidae.